Labeo rohita (rohu) is the source of this 1691-nucleotide messenger RNA. Its product is annotated as ribonuclease inhibitor. The record is from RefSeq and is a predicted model, not a curated record. The coding region runs from base 304 to 1458 and encodes 384 amino acids. Gene Ontology annotation, molecular function: protein binding. Lineage: Eukaryota; Metazoa; Chordata; Actinopteri; Cypriniformes; Cyprinidae. The transcript is spliced from 11 exons.
GCUUCAGCUCUGAGAUCAAACCCUUCACACCUGAUAGAGCUGGAUCUCACAGGAAAUGAUCCUGGACAAUCAGGAGUGAAGCAGCUCAAUGAUUUACUACAGGAUCCAAACUGUCAACUCAAGACACUGAGGUUUUUGAGUCCUGCUGCAGAAGAAGCCUGUAAAUAUCUAAAUAAAGUUCUUCACACUAAAAACCCAUUACUCCUGAGAAAGCUGAAACUGAGUGGACGUGAACUAGGAGACACACAAGUGAAUCAGAUCGCGGCUCUACUGCAGGAUAAACACUGUAAACUCAACACACUGAUGUUGAAGAAUAACAGGAUUACAGAAAAAGGUUGUGCUGCUCUAAUUUCAGCAUUUAAUUCAAAUCCUUCAAACCUAAAAGAGCUGGAUCUGAGUGGAAAUAAACUAGGAAACACAGGAAUGGAGAAGAUCUGUCUUCUGUUGGAAAAUCCUCAAUGCAAAUUGGAGAAACUGAAACUUUCAGACUGCAGUAUCACUGAAGAAGGUUAUAAAGCUCUGGCUUCAGCUCUGAGAUCAAACCCUUCACACCUGAUAGAGCUGGAUCUCACAGGAAAUGAUCCUGGACAAUCAGGAGUGAAGGAGUUCAAAAAAAUACUACAGGAUAAAUUGACCAUCAGGUUUUUGAAAAGUCCUGCUGCAGAGGAAGCAUGUGAUUAUCUUACUAAAGUUCUAGGCACAAGUCCAUUAUUACUGAAAGAACUGGAUCUGAGUGAAAAAAAAUUAGGAGACCUGAAUGGAGAGAAACUCUCUGCUCUUUUGAUGGACUCUCAUUGCAAAGUGGAGAAAAUAAAGCUGAAUAAUUGUAAGCUGACAGAGAAAAGCUGUCAAGUUCUAGCUAAUGUUCUCUCUUCCAAAACAAUCCUGAAAGAAAUGGACCUGAACAACAGUCGUCUGCUGGACUCAGGAGUCAAAGAGAUCUGUGAGGGACUGAAGAAACAUGUGUGUGAGCUGAAGAUACUGAGACUUUCAAACUGUGGUAUUACUGAAGAUGGUUAUAAAUCUCUGGCUUCAGCGCUAAAAUCAAACCCUUCACACCUGAUAGAGCUGGAUCUCACAGGAAAUGAUCCUGGACAAUCAGGAAUAAAGCAACUCUGUGAUUUUCUACAGGAUCCAAACUGUCAACUGAAGACACUGAGGUUGUUACAAAGUCCAGAUGCAGUAGAAGCCUGUAAAUAUCUGAAUGAUGUUCUUCACUUAAAAAACCCAUUACUCCAGAGUGAGCUGAAUCUGAGUGGACGUGAACUAGGAGACACACGAGUGAAUCAGAUCGCUGCUCUACUGCAGGAUAAACACUGUAAAAUCAGCACACUUAAUCUGUGUGGAUGCAGUAUUACAGAGAAACAGUGUCUCAUCCUGACUUCAGCUCUGAAAUCAAACCUUUCACACCUGAGAGAGCUGGACCUCAGUGGGAAUAAAAUCAAAACAAAGGAGUGAAACACUUAUGUGACAUACUGAUGAUUCAUGCUGUAAACUGGAGAGACUGAGUCUAAAUGACUGUGGCAUUACAGAUGUUGCUUGUUUGGCUCAGACUUUGGCUGAAAAGAAUGCACUGCAGUUUUUAAAAGAGCUUGAUCUGAGUAACAAUAAAAUAGGAGACUCAAAGCAGCAGCUCAUUGAUGUGCUACGAAACUCAAACUGUAAACUGAGCCUGGAGGAAGAAGUUUUGC